Messenger RNA from Arachis stenosperma, 2292 nucleotides. RefSeq lists its product as uncharacterized. Lineage: Eukaryota; Viridiplantae; Streptophyta; Magnoliopsida; Fabales; Fabaceae. Gene Ontology annotation, molecular function: protein dimerization activity; DNA binding. The record is from RefSeq and is a predicted model, not a curated record. Bases 1 to 2292 code for a protein of 763 amino acids. The transcript is spliced from 4 exons.
AUGGAAGAUAGUAUUAAUCAAGAAGCAACUGCUGAUAACAAUGAUUCUGUGAAUAAUAACAUGCCUGCCGAUACUCCUAUUUCGAAUGAUGCUGCUAAUCCUAAUUCCCGUAGUGCUAACGAUAGUCAGUCACAAGGUUCUUCGAACCUUAGGGGAAAAACAGAUUUAGCUUGGAAAUAUGUUGCUCUACAAACAGUGAAUGGAAAACCACAGUAUCAAUGUUUAUUUUGCCUACAAGUUUUCAAUGGAGGUGGAAUUCACAGGAUGAAGAAACAUCUAGCAAAGGUUACCGGAGACGUAAAAAAAUGUCCUAAAGUUCCAUAUGAUGUGGAAAAACAGAUGGAAAGUUUGUUGAAAGAUAUUCAGGCCAGCAAAAAGAAAAGAAAAGUAAGUUUUGGUGAAGAGGGUGGUGAUGAGGUAGAUGAUGCAAUUGAUGAGGCAAUCCAAGAAGAACAGGAACAGCAGCGUACCUCGAAUCAGCAAGGAGUUGGAGGCGAUCCAAAGAAAAAAGCCAAAGUCAUUCCUCCUAUGUUUGCACCAAGAACAACUCCAGGAGCUCAACCAAGUAUUAAGAGUGUUUUGCAAAACAAAGAGGCGAUACACGAGGUUGAUAAACGAUUUGCUCGGUGGCUUUUGGAUUGUAAAAUUCCAUUUAAUGCUGUGAUGCCGCCAUAUUUCCAAGAUAUGUUGGAUGGUGUUGCUGGUAUUGGACCUGGUUACAAGGGGCCUUCUUAUGAUAAGUUAAGGGUUCAUUUGUUGGCUGAUCUUAAAAGAGAAAGUCAAAUGCUAGUUGAUAGUUAUAGGAGUGCAUGGAAGGAAACUGGAUGUACCCUCAUGGCUGAUGGUUGGACAGAUCAAAGACAAAGGACGUUAAUCAAUUUCUUGGUGUAUUGUUCUAAAGGUUUGUGCUUUGUGAAAUCAGUAGAUGCUUCCAGUAUGGUAAAAAAUGCUUCACACUUGUGUACUUUGUUUUCUGAGGUGAUUGAAUGGAUUGGCCCAAAUAAUAUUGUGCAUGUUGUGACUGACAAUGCGGCCAAUUAUGUUGCUGCUGGUAGGCUUAUCAAUAGAAAAUAUGAUAAUAUCUAUUGGUCACCAUGUGCUGCUCAUUGCCUUAAUCUUAUUUUAAAAGAUAUAAGCAGCAUGGCGCAUAUUUCUAACCUUGCAACUCGUGCUUCAAAUAUCACAGUAUUUGUGUACAAUCAUACGGUUUUCUUAUCUUGGCUAAGAGAAAGACCUAAGUGGAGAGAAAUUGUACGUCCUGGUGCAACCCGGUUUGCAACUGUGUUUAUUACAUUGAAGAGCAUCUUUGACCGUAAAAAGGAGUUGCAACAAUUGGUUGUAGAUUCAAUUUUCACUGAUCACAAAUUAGGAAGGAGUGCUACUGGUAGAGCUGUGAGUGCUAUUAUUCUGGAUACAAAAUUUUGGGACGAUUGCUUUACUGUAUGUAAACUUGUGAGCCCUCUGAUUUACUUACUGAGGGUUGUUAAUGCUGAUGACCCCCCAUCUUUGGGGUAUGUUUAUGAAGGAAUGCUAAGGGCAGAAGAUGCAAUUAAGGAGAUGUUUAGGCAAUCCAAGACUGCAUAUCAGCCGUACACAGAUAUUAUCAACUCAAGAUGGGACAAGCAUUUGAAGAAAGAUCUUCAUGCGGCAGCUUACUUCCUGAAUCCUAAAUUCUUUUUUAAUGAAAAUUAUAAAGAAGCACCUGAUGUUAUGCGAGGUUUGCUUGAUCUUGUUACCUUGUAUUGCAAGUGUAACAAUUUGGAUUCAGUUCAGGCAAUGAAAGAAAUACAUUUAUAUAGAGAUCGGAAGGAAAGUUUUGAUAGACAAGAAGUUAUUCCAGCUGCAUCUGAACUUAAGCCUGAUGAAUGGUGGAGGUUAUUCGGAGGCUCUGCUCCAUGUCUACAAAAGAUAGCUGUUCGCAUUCUUAGCCAAGCAUCUGCUUCUUCUGGGUGUAAGAGAAAUUGGAGCCUUUUUGACCAGAUUCAUACAAAAAGAAGAAAUAGAUUGGAGCAUGAUAGACUGAAUGACAUUGUUUAUGUUACCUAUAAUUUGCGUCUUAAAUCCAGUCAAGUUGACUUCUGGGUGACUGAAGAGGUUGUAGAGAAAGAGCCUGAUCUUCCUAGUAAUGUGGAUGACUUAUUGCGUGAAAUUGAUGCUGAUUUAUAUCAAAGUGGCGGUGGUGGUAGUGGUCUUUAUGCUGCAUCUCUUUCUUCUGCUGAUCAGGGUGGGAAUGAAGGUGAAGAUCAUCCCACCGAAGCAGAUUUGCAACAAGUUCUUGCGGAUUUUGAUUGA